AGUCUCCACGUCCUUCAGGCCCGCCGCGCGUAUGUUGUUUUUCCCCGUCCGUAGGGUUGUGCAGCCACAAUGCCGAAGACGCAUAUGGGAUGGGCAAAGCGAAGCAUUGAUAAGGAGAAGCAUAAGCAAGAAGUGGAGAAGCGAAAGAAGGAGGAGGAGGACCACAUGCACGAGAUGAUGAAACAGCAGCAGAUGAUGUUCCAGCAGAUGGUUUCGACCAUGCCCAUGGGGAGCAUGAGCUCCUGGAUGGGUUCCGACUGGGAUGGCUACGGCUAUGAUGGCUGGGAUGGCUACGGCUACGACGAGGGAUGCGGAGGGCCUGGAAGCGGCAGCAUGGGCAGCGCGUGCGGCGGCUGCGGCUGCGGCGGUACUCCGCCUGGGGCCGGUCAAUCGGCUCCCUCCCGUCCACCAGGUGUGCGACCGCAAGUGGUACCUCCACGGGUUGGAUCUCCCCCCGAAGCCACACCGAGUCAGCCCUCGGGGCUGUUGGCAAGAACCAAAGUUGGCACGGAGACGUAUCAUGGGACUGUUCUGGAGUUCAAGGGGUCAUUUGGUUGGAUAGAGCCAUUCCCUGCCAUUGAACAUCCACUGGCGCAGAAACAUGGUGGAAAAAUUUAUGUAUCCAUAUCUGAUGUCAAGUGUGGCAGUAUCACUGCUGGUCAACUGGUCCGGUUUAGACUUUAUCAUGACGCGAGCGGCCUGGGAGCGGAGGAUUGCCAAGUAGUUUGACCCAAAGACUCCAAGAAGAGCGUGUAGUUCUCACAAAA
Molecule: messenger RNA, 767 nt
Organism: Cladocopium goreaui
Lineage: Eukaryota; Dinophyceae; Suessiales; Symbiodiniaceae
Source: the annotation of a GenBank genome assembly